Dalotia coriaria is the source of this 2456-nucleotide messenger RNA. Its product is annotated as mitochondrial intermediate peptidase. The record is from RefSeq and is a predicted model, not a curated record. Gene Ontology annotation, cellular component: mitochondrion. The coding region runs from base 311 to 2407 and encodes 698 amino acids. Gene Ontology annotation, biological process: peptide metabolic process. Lineage: Eukaryota; Metazoa; Arthropoda; Insecta; Coleoptera; Staphylinidae. Gene Ontology annotation, molecular function: metalloendopeptidase activity. The transcript is spliced from 4 exons.
UGCACGUCAAUUUCGCUAUUUGGGUUCUCAAUUUUUUAGGUUAUUUUCAUACGAUUUUUUUGCUGAUUUUUUAUAAUAAAGUGGCAAUGACGGUGUUAGCAAUUAAAAUAAAAUAUCCCGAAUUUGUGUAAUAGGAUUUGCCAUAGAGCAAGGUCGUUAUUAUAUAUGUAUAUAUAUAAUGAAAUAUACAGUCAUGUCUAUUGAGAACAUUGCUUGGUGUCCAUGCAACAGAACUAUAAAUUGAAAACAAGUAAAUUUGAAAGUUUCUUGUAAUUAUGGAAAAUUAAACAGUUAUCAAUUUAUCUUUAAAAUGAAUAGGGUUUUAAGUUGUAAGUUGUACCAAAUUUUUUGUAUUCGUCGUGGUCUCUCUACACAUUUCUCACACUGGACCACACUUGGUAAAACUUUUAACCAACGACCUAUGAAAGAUGAUUCAAAAACUUCACCAAAGAAGGGGUUAUUUAAUGUGCCUGAACUUGAUGGAUAUGAUGGAUUUUUUACUCUUAAGGAACAAUGCAUUAUUGCAACAGAGGCCCUCAUGCAUGAGAUAACAGACUUAAAGAGAAAUCGUAAGAUGGUGCAAAUCUUUGAUGAUCUAUCAGAUAACUUAUGCAAGGUUGCUGAUUUAGCUGAUUUUAUCCGCUUGGCACAUCCAUCUCAAUCCUACACACAGGCAGCAGAACAGGCAUGUGGUGCUGUGAGUGGUUUAGUUGAAAGAUUAAAUACUGACAAACGUUUAUAUGAUGCACUUCAUAAGGUCGUGAAUUUAGGUGAUAAACACUCAACCAAUGUGACUGAUGAUCAUGUUGCCAAAUUAUUUCUGUUCGAUUUUGAGCAGAGUGGAAUUCACUUGCCAGAAAACUUAAGAAAUCAUGUGGUUUUAUUGAACGAUCAGAUAUUGCGCCUGGGACAGCAGUUUGUUAGUCAAGCAGCGCAUCCUCGUAUUGUACCAAAGAGCGUCAUUCCUGAACAUGUUCAACAUUUGUUUCCACCGGAAGGCAAUAAUGUUGUAAUAAACGGACUAAAUGUGGAUUCACCAAAUUCUAUAGCUCGAGAGGUAUCUUACAAAAUCUAUCUUUGUUCUGAUCAUUUGCAGGAUGAAACGCUAAAGGAAUUAUUAAAGUCACGUCAUGAGUUGGCUGUCACUUGUGGCUUUGAGACCUAUGCGGAGCGAGCAUUGCGCGGUAGUAUGCUGGACACCCCAAGAAUGGUGACUGAUUUUUUAAACCAUCUGUCAAGUGAUUUAAAACGAAGCGCCGAGGAUGAUUUCAAUCUGAUGUUAAAUAUUAAGAAAGGCGAAAGGGGUGAAGGUUUCCUCGCCGCAUGGGACGUUCCCUAUUAUACUCAAAAGUACAAGAAAGCAAUGUUAAAUGUCUCAGCAUCGGACUUUUCACCAUAUUUCUCAUUGGGUGCGUGUAUGGAAGGAUUAAACACGAUUUUCAAAAAUUUGUAUGGUAUUACAUUGGAAGCAAAUCCAGUUAGUGCUGAUGAAGUGUGGGUCACCGAUGUGUAUAAAUUGGCUGUCAUUCAUGAAACAGAGGGUAUAUUGGGAUACAUCUACUGUGACUUUUACGAACGCAUUGGCAAGCCCAACCAAGAUUGUCACUUUACGAUACGCGGUGGGCGUAAUCUUAACGGCCAAUAUCAACAACCUGUUGUGGUUCUUAUGCUCAACUUGCCACUACCGCGUUGGUCUACGCCGACUUUAUUGACUCCCAGCAUGGUCGAUAAUCUCUUUCACGAGAUGGGACAUGCCAUGCACUCGAUGUUGGGACGCACGGAGUACCAACAUGUUACGGGCACGCGGUGCAGCACUGAUCUAGCCGAGGUGCCCUCGGUUUUGAUGGAAUACUUUGCGCGCGAUCCACGCAUUCUGAAAACGUUUGCACGACACUUCCAAACUAAUGAGCCAAUGCCAGAUAAUAUGCUGGAGUUACUAUGCGCCUCGAAGAAUGUUUUCAUGGCGAGCGAAAUGCAAAUGCAAGUAUUUUAUUCGAUGGUAGAUCAGCAUUUUCACAAUGGAUAUCCUCUGAAAGGAAACUCAAUGGAGGUUCUUGCGAAUGUGCAAAAUAAUUAUUAUAGUCUACCUUAUGUUCCGAACACGGCGUGGCAUCUCCGAUUUACGCAUUUAGUUGGUUACGGUGCCAAAUAUUAUUCGUACUUGGUGUCGACUGCGUUGGCGUCAUGGAUAUGGCAUGCGUGUUUCGAUCAGAAUCCCCUUUGUCGAGUGCAGGGAGAAAGAUACCGGCGUAACUUUCUUGCGCAUGGUGGUGGUAAGCCACCUUGGGCUUUGAUAUCAGACUUCUUGCAGCGCGAACCUUCACCUGCUAUGUUAGCCGGCUCUCUGGUUAGUGAAGUGGAGAAUAAACGUGAGCGUUUGGAUGUGUACAUACGAAAAUCCAAGUAGCUUCAAUUUAUUAAAUUAUUACGAAACUUAAUAAAUUAUUGACUUACAA